UCUGAGCUUGUUUUCCACAACUGUUAAAAAGCUCAGUGAGUUAGGUAUCUGGCUGAGGAGCCAGAGGUUAGGACUUCCCCCACUGUUUCUCCCAGGAAAAGAGUCAGGCCGUGUGGCUUUGGAGAAGCUGCAUUGUCCCAGGAAUGACCCCAGAAGAACAUAAACGAGUUCUGAGUACAUUCUACCUAGAAAAUCCUAAAAAGUGCCUUGAACAUGAACAACGCAGGUCCAGAAAUACAUUAAUCCCGGAGCAAUUCAGUUCCAGAGAGGCAUUAAUGUGAACAAUUUAUCUUGCAAUUGGAGUUCACAGGAUAUUGUUUCUUAAUGGACCACUUAUGCAUUGUCAAAAAGGAGGGCAAGAGGGGCCACUUAUUUGUAUGAAAUUGUGUACACCAAAAUAUAGAUCCAAUAUAUUAUGAAAUACUAAAAAUCAUUGAAUAAAUUCACCGAACACCAUGACAUGGCUCUUCUUGCAUUUUCCUUUUCACAUGACGUAUGCAACAAGAACCCAAGAAUGGAUGAACCAAACAGAUUUCACAGAAUUCAUUCUCUUCGGAUUUACUGAUAUUUCUGAACUGCAGAUCCUACUCUUUUGGGUGUUUCUCCUUAUCUACUUUGCAACCAUAGCUGGAAACCUUCUAAUAAUUGUUCUUAUUGCAUGUGAUCAGAAUCUUCAUUCCCCCAUGUAUUUCUUCCUGGUGACCCUUUCUUGCUUGGAGAUCGUCUAUAGCUCAACUAUUCUACCCAGAAUGCUGUGCAGUUUCCUGACAGGAAAAAAGACAAUUUCUCUUCAGGGCUGCUUUCUGCAAUAUUAUUUCUUUGGCUCUCUGGUGGGAUCAGAAUGUUACCUGUUGGCUGCUAUGUCUUAUGACCGGUAUUUAGCCAUUUGUAAGCCUCUUCAUUACUCUACCUUAAUGAAUAAUAUUGUCUGUAUGCAGUUUAUAGUGGGAUCAUGUAUGCUCUGUUUUAUCCUUAACUCUGUUACAACCUAUCUCAUGUCCCAGUUAUCAUUUUGUGGCCCUCCCAUUCUUGACCAUUUCUUUUGUGACUUCACCCCAGUGAUUAAGCUUGCCUGUGGUGAUACUCAAAAGAUGGAAUUAAUGGCUUUCAUUCUCUCUCCCUUAAUAGCUCUUGUCCCAUUUCUUUUGACUUUGAUGUCUUAUAGUUUGAUCAUUUCUACUAUCCUGAGAAUUCCAUCCAACAUUGGGAGACAAAAGGCCUUCUCUACUUGCUCAUCUCAUCUCACCAUAGUGACCAUUUUUUACGGAACCCUCCUCAUUGUCUACAUGCUUCCCAAAACCAACAUUCUGAAAGAUCUGAAUAAAAUAUUCUCUGUCUUUUAUACAGUUUUAACUCCCAUUGUCAAUCCCAUUGUAUACUGUCUAAGAAAUAGAGAAGUGAAGGAAGCUUUAAGUAAACAUACAUCUCAGUUCUUUAGUUUUCCAAGAAGUAUUUUUAGCAGGCACUAUAGAAUGAGAUAG
Messenger RNA from Pogona vitticeps (central bearded dragon), 1481 nucleotides. NCBI's taxonomy places the organism in Eukaryota, Metazoa, Chordata, Lepidosauria, Squamata, Agamidae. The record is from RefSeq and is a predicted model, not a curated record.